AUGUUAGAAAAUGAAUAAUAAAAUUAAGAAGACCCCAAAAUUAAUUUACUUAAUCUUGAUUUGGGGAUAGAAUUUAUAAAGCCAAUAAGACAUAAAUCCUCUUAUUAUGAGAAUGAUUUUUUUGUGGAACCUUGGGAUGAAAAUCAGGACAAUUUUCUCCGAUUAUCCCCUAAAUUGAAAGAAGAAUAACAAUAAGAUAGAAAAACAAGAUUAAUAAAAAUUAAGCUUCCUUAAUCUCGAACUUAAAGUAGAUAACGUUCAAAUGAAACACAAUAAACAGUUCAAAAAACUCUUCCAUACCAUGAUAGAGCUGGAAGUUGUCAUACAUAAUUUUAAGACUUAGGAUUUAGUAAUGAGACAGCAGCUUACAAAAGAAUAGUUGAUAAGAUGAAGAACAUAUAAAUAAAUAAAAAUCAAAUAAUUUAGAAUAAUAAAAAUAAUUAUAAGCAAAUUAGUUUAAAGGUUUCAGGAAACAAAAAGAAAAUAAAACAAAUUGUUUAAGUUAAGUAAAAAGAACCAUUUUCAUGGUCAGAUUACUAUAAAUUUAUAUAAAAAAAUCAUAAUCAAUUGAAAAGUAAUAAACUGUAAAAUCCUUAAAUUACUGGAUAUACUAUUCAGAUAAAUAAGUCUCUAUAAUAAAAAGUAGAUAAAGAAUCAAUUUUAAGAAACUUUCGUUUGAAAUCAAACUACACUAAAACUAUUGCAUGA
Messenger RNA from Paramecium pentaurelia, 708 nucleotides. The record is from the annotation of a GenBank genome assembly. Lineage: Eukaryota; Ciliophora; Oligohymenophorea; Peniculida; Parameciidae.